AUGGCCCAGCGUGCAGCUGAAGACUCGUCGAAAGGCAGUUCAGACAAGACGGGACCCAGCAAAGUACAACAUUCCAUAACCUUGGAUCGCAAAGAGAUAGAUGAUAUCUGCAAGUCCUGGCUAGGUCUGCUUGGUUGUGAAAUGGUCAGUGCAUGGGGUGUCGUGUCGGAUUCCGAUCGCUUCACGCAAUGGGCAGAUCAUUCCCAUAGGCUCUUCGCCGGCAUCACAGAGGAUCUUAGGACGCUGAGAAUCACUCGCGCUCAGUGCUCAUGCACUUUGGCACUUAUCACCUUCUACAUUGUCAUCCUGUGCGGUGUGAUCCCUCGCGUGGCAGUACCCAGGCCGAGUUACGUUGCGAAUACUGCUUCAAGAGCCAUAUGGGGACUCAGAACCUGGUCACGAACUUGUCCCUUGGGAUUUGUAUUUGUCGGAAGCGCUGGAGGUCUCGCCUAA
This is a messenger RNA of Microdochium trichocladiopsis, 453 nucleotides long. RefSeq lists its product as uncharacterized. Bases 1 to 453 code for a protein of 150 amino acids. The record is from RefSeq and is a predicted model, not a curated record. The transcript has a single exon. Lineage: Eukaryota; Fungi; Ascomycota; Sordariomycetes; Xylariales; Microdochiaceae.